Molecule: messenger RNA, 3998 nt
Organism: Ruditapes philippinarum (Manila clam)
Lineage: Eukaryota; Metazoa; Mollusca; Bivalvia; Venerida; Veneridae
Product: NXPE family member 3-like
Exons: 3
Coding region: 418-2082 (554 amino acids)
Source: RefSeq, a predicted model, not a curated record
CGAGAAUCUCGUGCAUUUCGACUUUCACGAGUGACGCGUGGCUGUUCACUACACUUACACUGUCAAAUUUGAGGAAAAAUACAUCGUAUUAUACUUUGUACUAAAGUGUACAUAAUUUUUUAUUUGUUUUGGCAGGAUAUAGAAAGUGUUAACAUUGCGAAGAUGGGAUAUUAAUGCAUACACGUUUCGUCACGCACCAAGAAAGUGAUACAAGAAGUGUCAACCUGAUGAAGUUUUUAAGACUUACAAGUUUUUACAUCAGUAUACAUUACGAAUAUGUCUUAUCACGUAACAAGAAUGUGUGAGUAUCAAUUAAGCUGGGUUUAUUCAUCGAUAAUUGCACAUUGCAAAGCCGCCAUAUACUAAGUAAAGAUUACCUGUUCCUGAUCAUCUUUGCCAAGUGAAAUCGAUUAGAAAAUGGCACAAACAAGUUCGUCGUCCAAGGAACUACGUUACAUUUAUUUGGCAGCUGCUACAAUUAUAAUUUUAGUAAUUUCAUUGACACAGAUUCAGGACAAAUAUGCUUCUGAAAGAUAUGCAAAUUUUUUACGUCAGUUCAAACCGGCAAAUCACAGCGAGGUUAACGUUUCCAGAUACAUGUACACUGUGACAAAGUUAAAACCGGAACAACGAUUGCAAUCAUUCUGCAAUCAUGUGGACACUGUUAAUAGGCUGAAAAUGACAAGUCUGAAAUUUUCUAGAGUAACGGUUAUAAAACUUGAUGAUGAAGGGAAUAUAACAAUUGCUAUAGAAACGUUUGAUAUGAGCAAUAGAAGAAAAACAAUAGGCGAUGACGUCAUUGUCGUCUGGGCACGCCAAGCAAAUGGAGACGGAUCCGUUUCCGGUCACGUGAUUGAUCACAAAAAUGGCUCAUAUACGGCCAGUGUAAAAGUGUACUGGACUGGAAAGACUAAAGUGACAUUGAAAUUGGCUUCUUCCCUUGAAAACACUUGUCUCCGUAUGAAAGCCUUGAGAAAAUACGGAAAUACAGUAUUUGCUAUGCAAAAGGCAUGGGGAAUAAGGGGAACAUUCCGGACAAAUCUACUUAAGGAGCUUACUGCUUGUGGUGCUAACAAAAUGAUUUUUGAAUAUGAAAAAGUUUGCAAUUUUACAAGUCUUAAUGGUGGUAUGUCAUGGUUUUGUGGAAAACCAAAACGCGCGACAGUAAAGUGCUCAGAUAUUAAAUAUUUUGGAACUGGGUCAAUUUAUAACAGUAUGGUGCCUCAAAAAGAAAAGAUACGAAAUAAAGGACAUGGAAUUUUUAAAAAGACAUUGUAUCUUGAAAUCCCAACAUUCAAUAAAGCAAUAAGGGAGGUUUCAUGCAGUCAGCGUCCAGUGUCGUCAUCAUGGACGGAAUCUGGUCCAAGUGGUUACUGGUUGUAUAAUAGAUGGAAUUUUGUGAAUUGUUUCAGCAAUAUAAAACAUGAUGUACCAUCUUACGUGCGGUGUCUGAAAAAUAAAAAUAUUGUGCUAAUUGGAGAUUCUACUGUAAGACAAUAUGCAGAAUAUUUCAUUGAACACGUCCUAGAUCUUGGACAUGUUAACAUGAAAGACGCCAUAGGGCCAAAUGAACAAUAUCAUGCAAAGAAAUUAUUCACAAAUUAUGGAAUUAAUUUAAUGUAUGUUAAACAUGAGAUGCCGUUCCAUAAUCCAAAUUUUCCACCAAAUGGUAUUGUAUCUGUGCCCCAACUUUUGCAUUCACUAGAAAAUUACAAUGAUAGUAAUAAUUCAUUGAUUUUAAUAAUAAAUUAUAAUUCUCAUUUUUCCGCGUAUCCGCCGUCAAAAUUUAGGGAAAGAAUAAGACAUUUGGCCAUGGCCAUCGAAAGUUUUGUUAUUAGAAAACCAAAUACUAAAAUAUUCUUUAAGGGACCACAUAUUUGUAUAGAUGAUAGCCGAUGGUUUGAUGCGAAAAUUUCACUUCUCUUUGAAGAAAUCAUCAGAGAAGAGUUUUCAAAACUCAGACACAAAGUUAUAUAUUUAGAUGUUUGGUCAAUAACAAUUGCCCAUAAUAGUGAAAAUCUUCAUCCUGUAGGAAAUGCGUUUAAUAGUCAAAUUCAUCAAUUUAUGUCUUAUAUAUGCUAAAGUGUUGUGCUUUAACCUAAAAUGUUAAUACCUUUGUCUGAAAGUAACUAUCCACAGUAAGUUUACAAAUUUACCGGUACAUAGUGUUAAAGAUACAUACUUUUGAUAUCACUAGCAACUUGUUUUUAGAUAAUCCUUGAAGGUGUGAUAAGAGAAAACAUGGACGACAUAAUUGUAGGACAGUUAGUCAUAUUAAGACAUACAUCUUUGACAAAAACUUAUUGAUUUAAGUUCCAGACUACACAAUAGUUCUGUGAGGACACUGCAAAUAGUGGUGAAUUUGUUUUUAUUGUUGAGUUUCUUCUUUUUUUCCCUAGUUGUUUAAAAUGAGGAAAGUUUUUAUUUUAAAUGUACAAUAAGUUUAAGUCUCAAAAUAUGUUCGUUAUCAAAAAUUUAUCGGGGUAAAAACGGCUUUAAUAAAAAGUCUUGGAUAUUUUGGAUCAAUGAAUUAAUUAUAAUAAUUAUAUACACUUAUGGUAUACAAAAUACAUUUUGUUAGAGUUUGUUACAGUUUUAUACAAAGGCUAUGUAUAAAUAUAUAAAUGAACGUUGUAUUCUAGUAAAAUAUACAAAUGUAUAUUCCCAUGAAGUUACCGCUAGUGUUUUAGGAGCUGUUAGCAUUACCCUCUCGCCAUUAUAUAGUGCGUGCCUCAAGAUGAACCAUAAUAUUUCAUGGAAAUUAUACUUGAGAAUUGUAUAAUAAUUCUAAGAAAUGUAAAAAUAAUAAGAUAAAAGAAUACUUUGCUUGUUAAUUAUAUGCUAUUAAGGACUGAUUUUAUUAAGACUGUAUUCCUCUCCAUAUUUCUACUGCAUGGCUUUCGAGUAAGGGCUAUUUUGCAUAUUUUGAAAUCUUAAAUGACAUUUGAUGGACAUUUUCACUAUUUAAAUAUGUCACCAAUUCAGAAAGGCAGAUAACCCUAAAAUUUAUUUUUGUAAAAGUGUGCCCUUCUUCUUAAUUAAAAGGUCCAUAUCUCUUCAAAAUUUGAAUACAAUUAACCUUAUAAUUUAUUUUUGCUCAGCUCAGUACUUUGUUAAUUUCAAUUUUUUUGGUUGACUUCUUAAGGUACAUUUUGUCAAAACCUAUCGAAGAUGUAACAAAUUCACUUCAUGCUUGGAGUUCUUAUUCACGAUAAGUUGAAUAUUUAAUAGCAAUGACAUGCCAACUUAUAUUUUUCAAAAUAACAAAACGCCAUGACUAUUUACAUUUUUUGGCAAUUUUUCUGUCCAGAAAUGAGUGCUUGGAUAAUCAUUUUUUGUUGAAAAAUUGUUACGAGUAUCUGCACCGGGGACUUUUAUGUAGGCCAAACACGUUUGUGUUUUAUAUUAUUUUUAAUUUAUUAUUUUUACUUCAUUUUAUAUAUUUUUUAGAAUAUUUGCCUUUUCUCAAAAACCAUCAAAUGUUUUCUCUUCAAACUUGACGUAAUUGUUUUCUACAAAAGGCCGGUAACUAUAGCAAUCACUUUUGUUUAAUUAUGGCCCUUUUUCUAUUUCUUUUCUUUUUUUAACUAUACAGCACUGAGGAAAGUGAAGGACAGUCCUUUCUGCGUUUAUUUCUCAAAGUCAGAGAUAUUUUUCACAAUAAAAGAAUGUCAUGACCGUGUUUACUUUUUUGGCAUACCCGAAAUAUUUUUGAAAAAUUGUUACAAGUAUCUGCACCGAGGCAUUUGUGUUUACAAAACACGUUCUUGUUUUGUUUUUUAUUUUUUUAAUUCUUUUUUCAUUAAUUAUUUUUACUUCAUUUUAUCUCCUUUUUUUAAAUAUUUGAUUUAUCCAGCAGAGCAUAGUCAUUGUUGUGUUUAUUUCUCAUAUUCGGAGAGAAUAUAAUGUUUGCCAAAAAGGUUAUUGUUCUGUAGUAGAUGUCUAUAUGAAUUGUUGUGUUUGUAUUUAACUUGUUCUUGACGUUAAUAAUAAAAAUU